This is a messenger RNA of Struthio camelus australis, 15852 nucleotides long. Lineage: Eukaryota; Metazoa; Chordata; Aves; Struthioniformes; Struthionidae. The record is from RefSeq and is a predicted model, not a curated record.
UGUGGUGCUGGAGAUGGAGGAGCCAGUGGGAGGUGAAACUGAACUAGAGGGAAGAGUUAAGCCUAGUUCUUCUCCUUAUCACUUUGCACAGCGGGAAUCAGAAGAAGAACCGAAAGAAACACAGCUUUCUUCCAAACCUGACAUUGGUCUCUGUCCACCUCUCAUUGCUAUAAAAAAAGGUAAGGGAGGAAAUAUUGACGCGGAAAGUAAGCACCGUAGGCGUAGAGGUGUCUUGAAGACAAGGAGCACUGAGCUAGGAUCUGCUGUCACAGGAUCACCUCUGACUGGUGCUCUUCUGCCAACCAGCAAGAAAAGCAUUGUGCUUUCCAGUGAAGCUAGGAAAGAACUAGCCAAGCAAGUCAAAGUCCUCAAAGAGGAGAGAAGAACUCAGUUAGAUGAAAGAUACAAGUAUUUGAUAUCAAGAUUAGCGGAUGGGAUAGGCUUAAAUGAGCAGCAAGUGGAGGAGGCCAUAAUUUCUGAUGACAAGUUUCAACUUAUAGAAGAAUUCUUUGCCCCUAGCGGCCUUAAAAAAUUACUCUUCUUUUACCAAGAUGUAUUGCAGCAAAAGUCGAAUGCUUCACUGGGAUCAGAUGGGUCAACCAGCAGUUUCCCUCAGAAGUUGUUAUUCAUUACCAUGGGUUCUACUGAGAGCUUGACAGGAACUUGUGCGUUCUUCCUAAAGACAUCAGAGAAAGUGAUAACUACAUCAAAUGUCUCCCAGGAAGUGAAUUUUGGCAUAUUUGAUUGUACUGAUGGAAAUAUCCUUCAGGGCCUGGAAUUUUUCUUGUCUCAAGUCAUGGUACCAGCACUUAACUCCCAACAGCACUGGGGAGCUAUGAAAGAAGGCUUGAAGAACAGACAGAUACAAGACUUUCUCAGUUCUGUGGAUAAAUUUGUGAGUACUCUGUUAUCAUCAAGACAGAAUUUAGAAGACAAAAUUCAGCUCGCAAAAGUGGAUAUUGACGUUUAUGUCAGCAAUUUACAAAACCCAUCUGACUGUAUAACUGCAGGCAGUAACACAGAGGUCACUGAGAAACUUGAAGAGCUGUUAAUGGUCUGGAUCAAACAGAUUGGACAAGUUUUAGCGGAAAGUGAACAAAUGAGAAAAGAAGCUGAUGACAUCGGUCCAUCUGCAGAGCUGGAACACUGGAAGUCAAGAAUGGCAUCAUUUGACAGCCUUUUAGAAGAGAUAAAGAGUCCAAGAGUAAAGAAAGUUCUAAGUAUUCUUCAGGCAGCGAGAUCAAAGACAUUAAAGCAGUGGAAAGAGCUGGAUGGUAAUAUAACAACUGCUGCCAAUGAAGCUAAAGACAAUGUAAGAUAUUUAUAUACAUUGGAAAAGUUCUUUGGUCCACUUGGCAAAGCUUCACCUGUAACAAUGAUGGAGCACAUACCCAGCUUAAUGAAUACUGCCUGUAUGAUUUACUGUACGUCACCAUACUAUAACACGUCACAGUGUAUGACAUCUCUUCUUCUUAAAAUCACUAAUCAGCUGAUUAAAACAUGCAAGGCAUAUUUAAGUGAAGGUGUUUCAAAAAUCUGGGACCUGGACAGGCAAGAACUGCUAAAGAGGAUACAACAAUGCAUUUUCCUCAAUGAACAGUAUCAAGCAUCCUUUCAGAGAAUCAGGAAGAAUCUAAAAGAAAAUCUAACUGACAGGCAAUUUGAUUUCAGUGAAAACUAUAUAUUUGGAAAAUUUGAUACAUUCUGUAAACGUUUGGAGAAGAUUUCAGAGAUGAGCAGUAUUAUGGAAAGCCUUUUAGAGUUCCAGCAUAUAAAAAUAGAAGGUAUUGAAGAGAUCAGUGCUCAUUACCAGAGCAUUGCUGCAAACACCAAAUCAAAAAAGUAUGAUGUUCUGGAUCACAGAAAACAAGAGUUUGAAAAAGAUUACCUUGAAUUUAAGAGCCAAAUUGCAGCAUUGUACCAGUCCAUACAAGAAUUUGUAGAUUCCUGGUUUGAGAAGACUGUAACUACUGAACAGAUGCUGGGACUUCUGAUGAAGCUUGAAGAAAUAGCGGGAAAUCAUAUUGAUCUUAAUGAGAAGUAUAGCAUUGUCCUUCAUCAAUACAGCCGAGACUUAGACUUUGUUCAAAAACUCUACCAGAAGCAAAAAGAAAAUCCACCUGUACCACGUAAUAUACCACCAGUAACAGGGAAGAUUAUGUGGGCUCAGCAGUUAUACAGAAAAAUUGACAAUCCAAUGAAAUUCCUUAAAAAGAAAAGCGCUCUUCUGAAGACACUAGAGAUGAAAAAGGUUGUUAAGAGCUACAACAAAAUGGCUGCAGUUCUAUUGGAAUUUGAACUUCUUUAUCACAGAGCGUGGUGUAGGUUUGCUGACCAAGCUAGAAAUGCUCUUUGUGCUUCUUUACUAUUCAGACAUCCAGAAACCAAGGAAUUAUUUGUAAACUUGGAUCCAGUGGUCCUGGAAGUACUUUAUGAAGCAAAAUACCUGAAAAAAAUGCAUUUUGAAGUUCCAGAUGUUGUCCUUUGUUUGUGUGCAGAUGAAGACCGGAUUAAAAGACAUCAAAUGGCACUUCAGGAUCUGUUGAUGGAUUACAAAGAGUGUCUGAAUAGAAUUCCUGUUAUACUGGAACCACUGAUGAAACCAUUUAUAGCUCAAGUUGAGGAAGCCCUUACUCUGGGCCUGAUACAGUUGUCAUGGACUUCUUCAAACAUCAAUAAAUUUAUUGAGAAUGCUUAUGAUACCCUGAGGGAAUUGAACUAUAUAGUCAAAGAAGCAGCUGACCUUUUGGAAUGCAGAAUUGAAAGAACUCUGCAGGACAUGUCGAACACUGCUCUGAUAACUUUACCAGAAGAUGAACCUAUAGAUGUGCUUGCUUUCCUGGAACAGACAGAAAAACUUACUAUCUCUGCUGCUGACACACUGUCUCAACAAAGCCAGCAAGUGGAAUGCUCUAUGUAUGAACUGGUUGAUAUUCUUAAGCAAAGGCUGAAAGCAGAUGUGAGAAGCACUCUGGAGGAUUCAUAUGCCUGUACACAUCUUGACACAAAACAGAAAACACGCUGCCAAGAAUGCCUGUCCUGUGGUUACUAUAAUCUGAUGGGACAGCUUUGUCAGAAGAAUACUGACUCUUUAGUCAGAUGCACAAGGAUUUCUUUAGAGUCCUUAAGAGAUCGCUUGCGUGUUGUUGACUCUAGAUAUCAUAUGACCAAGACUGUAGAGACACAGAGGGUUCCUCUGUUCAAAGCUGAAAUUCAACUGGCUAUUCCAAAUGUUGUCUUGAGACCAAGUCUUGAAGUUAUUCAGAAUGCUGUAAACAAAGCAGUAAAUAUGAUGUUAUCAGCAGCCAAAGAUAUUCCCCUGUGGAAAUUUGCUUACUUGCAUCAUAAGCAGCAGCAGCAGCAGAUUGAACAAGCUGUUGCUAUAGACCUGGGAGAUGAGAGCAGACGCGCCAGGAUGGUGGCAGUGAAAUCUUUAGACAAGCAGAUCAUCGAGCAUAAGGAUAUAAUCAAAGUUAUGAUCCAACUAAGCACAAUUAUUUUAUCUCUUAAGACCAAAGCAGCGGAUAUCCUGAACAGCUUUUCUAAAUUUUCAGGCAUCUGGAACCAGGAUCCAGAGGAAAAAGUGAAGGAAUUUAUAGAGACUAACCCAACAAUGGCAGAAUUCCAAACUCAAAUGAGUUACUUUUCUCAACUGGAAAUACAAAUCAGAGAACUGCCAAAGCGCUGUAUACUGGAAUCAGUGGAUAUUGCCACCUUGAAUAAACAGUCUGCCACAGACAUGGAUGAAAUUUAUUCAUUCAUUGACAAUCUCAGCAAGAGAUUAAACAGGCCUAUCCAUGACCUUGAUGAUGUACGGGGAGCAAUGGAAGCACUGAAGGAAAUUCGAGAGAAUGAGAUUAAAAUUGACAUGACAAUUGGACCAGUAGAAGAAUCUUAUUCUAUGCUUCAUAAAUACAAUCUACUCUUUCAAGAUGGAAACACAGAAAGAGUUGAUGGAUUGGCUUAUGCUUGGAAGAACCUAAACACACAGGCACUGCAGACUGAGGAUUUGCUCCUAAAGGUACAACCAGCCAUGAAAACAGAUUUACUGAGUGGUGUACAAAAAUUCCAGAUUGAUACUGCAGAAUUUUACAAAGACUAUGAGGAAAAGGGUCCCAGUGGGGAGGAUAUUCCUCCCCAUGAAGCAAGUGACAGAUUACAGGUCUUCCAAGCCAAAUUCAAUGACCUCUGGAGGAAGUAUAUCUCUUUUUCUGGUGGAGAGGAGUUAUUUGGUCUUCCUAUCACAGAGUAUCCUGAGCUGCACAAAAUUAAACGUGAGCUUUCAUUGCUUCAGAAACUUUACAGUCUUUAUAAUUCAGUCAUUGCUGAUAUCAACAGAUAUAAUGAAAUGCUUUGGAAUGAUUUAAAUAUUGAAAAAAUUAACAAUGAACUUCUAGAUUUUCAAAACAAAAUCCGUAAGUUACCUAAAGCACUGAAGGAAUGGCAAGCUUUUCAAGACCUAAAAAAGAAAAUUGACGACUUCACAGAGAUCUGUCCUUUGCUUGAAAUGAUGGCAAACAAAGCAAUGGAGUCACGACACUGGGAAAGAAUUGCACAAGUAACUGGCCAUCGCUUUGAUGUUCUCUCUGAAAAUUUCUCUUUGAAGAACGUAAUGGAUGCCUCAUUAUUAAAACAUAAAGAAGAUAUUGAGGAUGUCUGCAUCGGUGCCCUUAAAGAAAAGGAUAUUGAAGCAAAAUUGAAGCAUGUCAUUAGUGAAUGGAAUACUCAGGCUUUUACUUUUGGCCAAUUCAAAACUCGAGGAGAACUCCUUCUGAAGGGGUCAGAUAUACUGGAGAAAAUAGCUUUGAUGGAAGACAGCCUCAUGAUAUUGGGCUCACUCAUGAGUAACAGGUAUAAUGCACCAUUUAAGUCCACUAUACAACUGUGGGUCCAGAAGUUGACCAGUACUGCAGAAAUAAUUGAAAACUGGAUUUCUGUACAAAACCUCUGGAUUUACCUUGAAGCUAUUUUUGUUGGUGGAGACAUUGCAAAACAGCUGCCUCAGGAAGCCAGAAGAUUUCAGAACAUUGAUAAAUCGUGGCAGAAAAUUAUGCAGAAAGCCCAUGAAACAUCAAAUAUCGUGCAGUGCUGUGUUGGAGAUGAGACGCUAGCACAGCUAUUACCACAUUUGCUGGAGCAACUGGAAAUCUGUCAGAAAUCACUAACUGGAUAUUUGGAAAAAAAACGGUUAAUAUUUCCAAGAUUUUUUUUUGUAUCUGACCCGGCUCUUCUGGAAAUUCUUGGUCAAGCAUCGGAUUCCCACACUAUUCAGGCACAUUUAUUAAGUUUGUUUGACAAUGUUAACCGAGUGAGAUUUCAUGAAAAGAACUACGACCAGAUUUUAUUGUUUGAAUCUCAAGAAGGAGAACAGGUCAAUAUUAUUGAACCGGUUUUAGCUCAGGGAAAUGUGGAACUCUGGUUAGGUCAGCUGCUGAAUGGAAUUAGGAAAACAAUCCACAUCAUCAUUAGACAGGCAUUUAUAGCCAUUAGCAACUCAGGAUUUAAGCUGUAUGAUUUUCAGGCAAUGUUUCCUGCACAAGUAGGACUCCUGGGAAUUCAAAUGAUCUGGACCAGAGAUGCAGAAAAUGCACUGAACAGUACCAAAACAGACAAAAAGGUAAUGCACACAACAAGUCAGAAGUUUUUGGGACUUUUAAAUGAUUUGAUUGACAUGACAACACACAAUCUGACAAGAAUGGAACGCACAAAAUAUGAAACUUUAAUUACUAUUCAUGUACACCAGAAGGAUAUCUUUGAUGAUUUGGUUCGUAUGAACAUUAAAUCUCCAUCUGAUUUUGAAUGGCAAAAACAGUCUCGAUUUUACUUUCUUGAAGACCUGGACAAAUGCAUUAUCCAAAUUACUGAUGUAGAGUUCACCUACUGCAAUGAAUACUUAGGGUGUACAGACAGACUUGUUAUAACUCCUUUAACUGACCGGUGUUAUAUCACUCUGGCACAGGCCCUGGGCAUGAGUAUGGGUGGUGCACCAGCAGGACCUGCGGGAACAGGGAAAACAGAGACAACUAAAGACAUGGGCAAAUGCCUGGGAAAGUAUGUUGUUGUUUUCAAUUGUUCAGACCAAAUGGACUAUAGAGGAUUGGGCCGUAUCUAUAAAGGUUUAGCCCAGUCAGGUGCCUGGGGUUGCUUUGAUGAGUUUAACCGCAUUGAACUUCCAGUUUUAUCAGUAGCUGCUCAGCAGAUAUAUAUUGUACUUCAGUGUAAGAAAAAUAAGAAACUUCAGUUCAUUUUCACUGAUGGUGAUGUUGUAGCCAUGGACAGAGAAUUUGGCAUAUUUCUGACUAUGAAUCCAGGCUAUGCAGGACGACAGGAACUUCCAGAAAAUCUGAAGAUUCAGUUUCGCACUGUUGCUAUGAUGGUGCCUGACCGUGGUAUUAUUAUGCGAGUCAAGCUAGCAAGUGCUGGUUUCCGAGACAACCAAAUCCUUAGUCGAAAAUUCUAUACACUCUACAAGCUCUGUGAAGAGCAGUUAUCUAAACAGGUUCACUAUGACUUUGGGCUAAGAAAUAUCCUGUCUGUUUUAAGAACACUUGGAACAGUGAAAAGAUCUAAUCCUAAAGAGCCAGAGAAAACAGUGGUGAUGAGAGUUCUGCGGGACAUGAACCUCUCCAAACUGGUGGAUGAAGAUGAACCUUUAUUUAUGAGUCUCAUUAAUGACCUAUUCCCUGGAAUUACUCUGGAUAAACCUGGCUAUCCUGAACUGCUGUCAGCCAUUCAGACACAGGCAGAGAAAGCAGGACUUAUUCAUCAUCCACCAUGGAUUCUGAAACUAAUUCAGCUGUAUGAAACUCAACAAGUCCGACAUGGUAUGAUGAUACUGGGUCCAACUGGCACAGGAAAGACAAAAUGCAUUCAUAUUUUGAUGAAAGCAAUGACAGAUUGUGGAGCCCCUCAUAAAGAGAUGAGAAUGAACCCAAAGGCAAUCACAGCUUCCCAGAUGUUUGGUACUCUUGAUGUUGCUUCAAAUGACUGGACAGAUGGCAUUUUCUCUACUUUAUGGAGAAAAACUUUAAAAUCAAAGAAGGGUGAACAUAUUUGGAUAGUUUUGGAUGGACCUGUCGAUGCAAUAUGGAUUGAAAAUCUCAACUCUGUUCUGGAUGAUAAUAAGACCCUUACUUUGGCUAAUGGAGAUCGUAUUCCAAUGUCCCCCACCUGCAAAAUUAUUUUUGAACCUCACAACAUUGACAAUGCUUCUCCUGCAACAGUUUCUCGUAAUGGGAUGGUCUUCAUGAGCUCUUCAGUGUUAGACUGGAGGCCUAUUCUAAGGGCUUGGCUGCAGACAUUACCUGUUACAUACUCUGAUGUCUUAUGGAAUUGCUUUAAUACUAUAUUUCAGGAUAUAAUUGAUUUUGUUUUCUCUGCUGUGACACCAAAAAUGCCAAUUUUAGAAUGCAUGUACAUCAAACAAGCUAUUGACCUCCUACAGGGUUUAUUGUCAGACACGGAUGAGAAGCAGCCUACCAAGGAACACGUUGCUCGCUUGUUCAUUUUUGCUGUAAUGUGGUCAAUUGGAGCUCUUUUGGAACUGGAUGACAGGCUGAAAAUGGAGCUGUUCCUGCGGAAGCAUUCUGCAGUGAAAGAACUUCCAGCUGUGAAUGGUGAAGAGACCAUGUUUGACUUUGUUAUCAGUGGCUGUGGCCAGUGGGAGCACUGGUCAAAGAAGGUCCCAGAAUAUUUUUACUCUAAAGAUUCAGUACCAGAAUAUACUUCCAUUCUAGUUCCAAAUGUGGACACUGUCCGAACAGACUUUCUAAUGCACACUAUCAUGAAACAAGGAAAAGCUGUUUUGCUGAUUGGGGAACAGGGAACAGCAAAAACAGUUAUGAUUAAGGGUUACACAACUAAGUAUGAUCCUGAUGUUCAUUUGACAAAAUGUCUAAACUUCUCUUCUGCAACUCUGCCAAAUAUGGUCCAAAGGAGCAUAGAAAGUUACAUAGAUAAAAGAAUGGGCACCACAUAUGGUCCUCCAGCAGGGAAGAAAAUGACUGUCUUUAUUGAUGACAUCAACAUGCCUAUGAUUAAUCAAUGGGGUGACCAGAUCACCAAUGAGAUUGUAAGGCAGCUGAUGGAACAGAAGGGUUUCUACAAUUUAGAAAAACCAGGAGAAUUUACGAAUGUGGUUGACAUCCAGUUCAUAGCUGCUAUGAUUCACCCUGGUGGGGGUCGGAAUGACAUUCCACAGCGCCUGAAACGCCAGUUCACUAUCUAUAACUGCACAUUGCCUUCUAGUUCCUCUAUUGACAAAAUAUUUCGAACAGUAGCUGAAGGUUAUUUCUGUCAACAGCGAGGUUUCUCUGAAGAAAUAUGUGAACUGGCAUCAGCAUUAGUACCUACAACUCGAAAGAUUUGGCAAACAACAAAAGCAAAGAUGUUACCAACUCCAGCUAAAUUUCAUUACAUCUUCAACUUACGAGACCUCAGUCGUAUUUGGCAAGGAAUACUUACCGUUACUUCUGAAGUCUGCCAGAACACUAGUGUUUUGGUAGCCUUGUUCCAGCAUGAAUGCAGACGUGUUAUUGCAGAUAGGUUCAUCAACCAAAGUGAUAAAGACUGGUUUGAAGAUAUGAUGAAAAAGAUUGCUGCUGCAGAUCAUGGUCAAAAUUUAUUCAGAGAUGGUUCUACAGAAUUAUACUUCGUGGAUUUUUUACGUGAUGUCCCAGAAACUACUGGAGAUGAACCUAAUAAUGUAGAGUUGAAGGCUCCUAAAAUUUAUGAGCCUGUCCCAUCUUUGGAUAAUUUAGCUGAAAGAUUACAGAUGUUCAUGCAGCAGUACAAUGAAACCAUCAGAGGAUCAAAGAUGGAUUUAGUAUUUUUCAAGGAUGCAAUCAUCCAUUUGAUUAAAAUAUCACGGAUUAUUCGUACUCCACAAGGAAAUGCAUUGUUAGUGGGUGUAGGUGGAUCUGGAAAACAGAGUCUGACCAGACUAGCGUCAUUUAUUGCUGGAUAUGAAAGCUUUCAGAUUACUUUAACAAGAACAUAUGCCAUCAAUAACCUUUUGGAUGAUCUGAAAUUUUUGUAUCGCUCUGCUGGGCAGAAAGGAAAGGGCAUUGCCUUUAUAUUCACAGACAAUGAAAUCAGAGAUGAGUCUUUUCUUGAGUACAUGAACAAUGUUUUGGCUUCAGGUGAGGUUUCAAAUCUUUUUGCACGGGAUGAAAUAAACGAAAUCAUACAAGACCUGAUGCCAGCAAUGAAGAAGCAGUACCCAAGGCAUACUCCCACUGGUGAAAACCUUUAUGAUUACUUUCUUACUCGAGUUCGCAAUAACCUGCAUGUAGUUCUUUGUUUUUCUCCUGUUGGGGAAAAAUUCAGAACUCGUGCACUAAAAUUUCCAGGUCUGAUUUCAGGCUGUACCUUGGACUGGUUCCAGCACUGGCCUAAAGAUGCUCUUGUAGCAGUUGCACAGCAUUUUUUAGUUUCCUACAGUAUUGAAUGCACAGAUGAAGUGAAACAUAGUGUUGUUAACACUAUGGGAACAUUUCAAGAUAUCGUAGCUGAAAAAUGUAUUGAAUACUUCGAACGAUACAGACGCCGAACGUUUGUGACUCCAAAAUCUUACCUGUCCUUCAUUGGAGGCUACAAAGCCAUUUACAAAGAGAAAUUUUCCAGUGUUGGAAGUUUGUCUGAACGCAUGAGAACAGGUCUCUCAAAACUGAUGGAAGCUGAGAUUUCAGUAAAUCAGCUCUCCAAAGAACUGGUGGAGAAGGAGAAAGAUUUGGCUGUAGCUUCAAAAAAAACUGAUGAGGUUUUAUUGGAAGUGACUGUGAAAGCUCAAGCUGCUGAAAAGGUGAAAAUGCAGGUGCAAAAGGUGAAAGACAAAGCUCAAGCCAUUGUAGAUGACAUUGCCAUUGAUAAAGCAGCAGCAGAGGAGAAGCUCGAAGCUGCAAGACCUGCAAUGGAGGAGGCUGAGGAAGCCUUGCAGACAAUAAAACCUUCUGACAUUGCAACUGUUCGCAAACUGGGUAAACCUCCUCACUUAAUAAUGCGGAUUAUGGAUUGUGUGCUACUUUUAUUCCAAAGAAAAGUAGACUCAGUUACACCUGACCAAGAACACCCAUGCGUGAAGCCAUCGUGGACUGAGGCUCUGAAACUAAUGAAUAAUUCAGGAUUUCUUAGCAUGUUGCUUACUUUCCAGAAGGACUCAAUUACAGGUGAAAUUGUGGAGCUUUUAGAGCCAUAUUUGGAUAUGGAGGAUUAUAAUCUGGAGACUGCUAAAAAAGUAUGUGGAAAUGUAGCAGGUCUUUGCUCGUGGACACAAGCAAUGGUUUACUUCUAUGGCAUUAAUAAAGAAGUCCUUCCUCUUAAGGCAAAUCUAGCCUUGCAAGAAGCAAGGCUUGCGGCUGCCCGAACUGAACUGAAUAAUGCACAAAAUCAGCUGGAUGAGAAACAGAUGGAACUGGAUCAAGUACAAGCCAUGUAUGAUACUGCUAUGAAAGAGAAGCAGGCCUUACUAGAUGAUGCUGAGGCAUGCAGAAGGAAGAUGAACAAUGCCACAGCUCUGAUUGAAGGAUUAGGUGAAGAAAAGCUUCGUUGGACAGCAAGCAGCAAGAACUUUCAAAAUCAAAUUAUUUGUUUAGUGGGGAAUGUUCUUCUGGCCACUGGAUUUCUCUCUUACUCUGGACCUUUUAAUCAGGAGUACAGGAACUUGCUGCUCCAAUUGUGGAAGAAAGAAAUGAACAACAGCAAGAUUCCGUAUAGUAAUGAUCUGAACCUUACUGGUAUGCUUGUUGACAAUGCUACAAUUGGCGAAUGGAACCUCCAGGGUCUUCCAAGUGAUGACCUUUCAAUUCAGAACGGCAUCAUUGUCACAAAAGCAUCUAGAUAUCCUUUAUUGAUUGAUCCACAAGGUCAAGGAAAGAUCUGGAUUAAAAAUAAGGAAAAGAAUAAUGAACUCCAGGUUACAGCUAUGAACCACAAGCUCUUCAGAACUCACAUAGAAGAAUGCCUGUCCCUUGGCCGACCUUUGUUAAUAGAAGAUGUUGGAGAGGAACUUGAUCCUGCUCUAGAUAACAUUUUGGAAAAAAAUUUCAUAAAAUCUGGUUCAGCGCACAAAGUGAAAGUUGGUGACAAGGAGGUGGAUCUGAUGAAGGGGUUUACCCUUUAUAUGACAACAAAAUUGGCUAAUCCUGCCUAUACUCCAGAAAUCAGUGCAAGAACAACAGUGAUUGACUUUACGGUUACUAUGAAAGGGCUGGAAGACCAGCUCCUUGGCCGUGUCAUCCUUACGGAAAAGCAGGAACUGGAGGCAGAAAGAGUCAAACUGAGGGAAGAAGUAAAAUCUAACGAAAGGAAAAUGCAGGAACUUGAAGAUAAUCUACUCUUCCUUCUAACCAGCACAGAAGGCUCUUUGGUUGAAGAUGAUUCUCUGGUAGAAGUCUUAAGAAUCACUAAAACAACAGCAGAAGAGGUCAAUGAAAAAUUAAGUGUAGCAGCAGAGACAGAGGUACAAAUCAAUAAUGCACGUGAAGAGUUUCGGCCCGUUGCUGGACGUGGUAGCAUCCUUUAUUUCCUGAUUGUGGAAAUGAGCUUGGUUAACGUCAUGUACCAAACAUCCUUGCGACAGUUCCUUGGCAUUUUUGACCUAUCAGUGGAAAGAGCUCUGAAAUCACAAAUCACAGCCAGAAGGGUAUCCUAUAUAAUUGAGUACCUCACUUAUGAAGUCUUCAAGUAUACUGUUCGAGGGCUGUAUGAAAAUCACAGAUUCCUGUUUACAUUGCUUCUGGCACUGAAGAUUGACUUGCAGGCCAAGAAGAUUUCACAUAGUGAGUUUGAGACACUCGUCAAAGGAGGUGCCAAUUUGGAUCUGAAUUCCGUGAAACCCAAACCAAAAAAGUGGAUACUUGAUAUGACAUGGCUCAAUCUUGUACAAUUAUCCAGUUUGCACCCUUUUAAUCAACUUCUGGUGCAAGUUGUGAGGAAUGAGCAGUCUUGGAAAGCUUGGUUUGAUGAAGAAGCACCUGAAAGAGCUGUUAUUCCUGAUGGGUAUGACAGCUUACUGGACCAGUUCCGUAAACUACUCCUUGUCCGUAGCUGGUGCCCUGAUCAUACAAUGGCCCAAGCUCGACACUACAUUGCAGAAUCCCUUGGUGUGAAAUAUGCAGAAGGAUUUAUUCUUGAAAUGGAAGCACUGUGGACAGAAAGUGACUGUCGGACACCUUUGAUAUGUUUUUUAUCAAUGGGGUCUGAUCCCACUGAAAAUAUAGAACUUCUUGCAAAAUCAAAGAACAUUCCUUGUCGUCCGAUUUCAAUGGGCCAGGGCCAAGAAGUCCAUGCAAGACGUUUACUAAAUCAGUGCAUGCAAGAUGGAGGAUGGCUCCUUCUACAGAACUGCCACCUUGGCUUGGAGUUUCUUAAUGAAUUAAUGGACACAGUCACAACAACAGAAUCUAUGAGUGAACAUUUUAGGACCUGGAUCACUACAGAGGCUGACCCAGAAUUUCCUAUUAACCUUUUACAGUCAUCUAUGAAAUUUACUAAUGAACCACCUCAAGGUGUGAAAGCUGGCUUAAAACGGACAUACUCUACUAUUACUCAGGAUCACCUGGAAGUGAGCAACAUGCCACAGUGGAAACCCUUGCUAUAUGCCAUAGCAUUUCUUCACACAACUGUUCAGGAAAGACGAAAGUUUGGCCCACUGGGCUGGAAUAUUCCUUAUGAAUUUAAUCAAGCAGACUUUGCAGUCAGCGUGCAAUUUGUUCAGAAUCAUUUGGAUGACAUUGACAUUAACCAUGGAGUGAACUGGAGCUGUGUUCGCUAUAUGCUUGGAGAAGUACAGUAUGGUGGCCGUGUUACUGAUGACCUUGACAAAGCACUACUGAAUACAUUUGCAAGAGUGUGGUUUGGAGAGCAUAUGUUUAGUGAGAAAUUUUGCUUCUACAAUGGUUAUAUUAUUCCAAAAGGAAAAACAGUUGAAGACUAUCUCCAGUACAUAGAACAGUUGCCAAUGGUUGAUACGCCUGAGGUGUUUGGACUUCACCCUAACGCAGAUAUAACUUACCAGACUAACUUGGCUAACAAGACAUUAAGUACAAUAAUGAGCAUCCAGCCCAAAGACAGCAGCAGUGGAGGAGGGGAAACCCGAGAAGCGGUGAUACAGCGUCUUGCUGAUGAGAUGCUGGAGAAGUUACCUCCAGAUUACAUCCCACAUGAGGUAAGAGCCCAGCUGCGAAAGAUGGGAGAUAUUCAACCGAUAAAUAUAUUUCUACAUCAAGAAAUAGACCACAUGCAACAUGUUAUAUCAAGAGUUCGAGCUACACUGACCAAUCUCAAAUUGGCUAUAGAUGGAACUAUAAUUAUGUCAGAAGAAUUGCGAGAUACCUUAGAUAGUAUGUAUGAUGCUCAAGUUCCAAAACUAUGGUUCAGGAUUUCGUGGGAGUCUGCUACUUUAGGAUUUUGGUUUACUGAGCUUCUUGAAAGGAACCAGCAGUUCAGCAGUUGGUUGCUGGAUGGCCGACCAAAUCAGUUCUGGAUGGCAGGAUUCUUUAAUCCACAGGGUUUCCUAACUGCUAUGAGGCAAGAGACAACUCGCAUGAAUUUAGCAAAAGGGUGGGCACUUGACAGUGUUGUUUUACACAAUGAUGUGACCAAAAUGAUGAAAGAAGAUGUAACUGGACCUCCUCCUGCUGACACUGGUGGAGUUUACAUAUAUGGCCUUUUCCUUGAUGGAGCAGGCUGGGACCGCAGAAACAGUAAACUGAUUGAGUCAGCACCAAAGGUGCUAUUCACAAGUCUUCCUGUAGUCCAUGUGUAUGCCGUUAGCACAGCAGUGCUACCUGACGCAAAGAAACAACAAGCAAGCAUGUACUCUUGCCCUGUGUACAAAAAGCCUCGAAGAACAGAUCUGACAUACAUUUUCUCUUUGUACCUGAAAACAGUGAAGAAUCCUGAUCAUUGGACUUUACGGGGGGUUGCGCUGCUUUGCAAUUCAAAAUAGGGAACAACAAUAGCUAUUAAAAAAGAAUCACUUAGGAAGACAAGUCUGCAGUUUGUAGGACUUUUGUUGUUAUUGUCAAAGUGGUGGGUAAGGAAAUUAGCAAGUGACCCACAGAGAUUGUUUUAAUUGUGCAGAGAUCAGUUUACUCUGUUCACAGUAGAAAUACUAAAUGUAUUUGACCUGAGAAUAUCAGAGAAAAAACAGUUACAGUUGUAAAAUGUAGCAACUGUUAUAAAGCAAGUGAGAACAUACUCAGUCAGUUCAUUCAUAGUAGAAAAACUUUAGAAAAGUGCUUAUGAUAAUGAUAACUGCUCUAAUAUUUAUGGUGUUUCUUUUCUCAAUGCUAUUUUUUCUUCCUGAUUUAAGCCUUCUUCGUGAUAUAAUAGAAUUAUUUUUAAAUUUGACUUUAUAGUUACAAAUCUAUAUCAGUUACAGAUUUAUCUUGCAUAGCAUUACUAAAGCUAUGAUGACAAGCCAAAUACAUGGUAAAACUUUGUAUCUAUCUGCAUGUAUGCUAAUGCACGGUGCUUUUGAUUUUGCAUUUGUAAACUUGUGGGGUGAUUUUUACAAAUGAAUGCUACCACUUCAUUGAAUAGUCAGAUGUUAUGCAGAUGAUCAUAGAAAAUGUAUAAACAGGCAAGUUUAUCUUUGCACAAAUGAUAGCCUUUGCACAUCUUAACUCAUUUCUAAACCUACAUCCUUUCAUAAGGAAGAUGUGCACAUGUCCAAUUAUUAGUAAGAAAAAGUUUUGAAACUCUUCUCUGAGGGGGAGGUAAGCGCAUCUGAACUUUGGAUUGCCUUUAUUGAUAUUAGCUCCAUUCACUUUAUUGCCUGAACCUUACAACCUCAUACCUCUUAAUUGCUUUUUAUCCUGUAUUUUGCAUAAGUUUUGGAGAGAAAAGUAAAAGAAACAUACACCAGUUUUGGGACAUAGGUUCACCUGGAAGUGAUUGAAGUUAUUCUUGUAUGUUACCACAACUUUCAUCUACCAUAUAAUUGAAGGGUGAUUGCUACUUCUGUUUUAUAAUAUAGAAUAUUAUAACACAGCUAUUAGCAGAAAAAUUAUUUGACUUUUUUCACUAGGACAUAUUCAAAGCAACAGAAUUGCAGUUGGAUGUUGUGAAAGAAGGACUUACAGUGAGUCCUUUGUUCUUCACUUUUUUUCUCCUUGUAAACACAAUUUUCUUGUUCUGUUAGCCUGGCUUCUAAGAAAGUAGUUCAUCUUUUCCCAUAAGCAGUUUUACUCUGCAGUUAGCAACUGCAGGGCUUUUACCCUGAGGAGAUUUGAAAUUCACACUCCCUCCCGCAGCUGAGCAUAAAGUGGCAGAUUUGUUCUUGGAAGACAGAACAAGCAGUGCAGGAUCCCUUUCUGCCAUUGAGCUGGGAGCAGAACUUGCUUCACAUACAGCUCAGGAGAGAUCAUCUUACCAAGAGGAACCACCUGUUCAGAAAGUGUAUACACCAGGCGUCCCAGCAGUACAGCUGCACAUCUACUGAUUUCAUUGAGAAUUUUGUUUAUGAGAAAGGUGCAGGACCAGACUUUAGGGUCAUUGCUCCUUCAAAUUAUGAAAAAGAUGAGAGAGACUUCAAGCAGGAAAAUUGCCAUUGUAUAGAAAAUAAGGUUUUAUCCCAAGGUGUUGUCCCCUCCCUCACAUGUAUUAAGUUAACUUUGAUCUCUUAGUACGUGUAGGUUUCAACUCAGUAACUUUAAUAGUAACUGUUAAAAUGAAGAGGAUGUGUUGAAAUACUCUGCUACACCUGAAGAACUUGCUACUUGCUAUGAAAACAGGUCAUCCUCUGAUUGAUUGAAGUUAGAUGUAAUUAUUACAAAAUAAAUAUUUGAUAAACCUCAUAUGUGGUGCUACACGACAAACACCAUGGAAACUGCAUGACUUUUCUUUGUC